Molecule: messenger RNA, 946 nt
Organism: Dioscorea cayenensis subsp. rotundata (Guinea yam)
Lineage: Eukaryota; Viridiplantae; Streptophyta; Magnoliopsida; Dioscoreales; Dioscoreaceae
Product: thiamine phosphate phosphatase-like protein
Exons: 4
Coding region: 30-755 (241 amino acids)
Molecular function (GO): phosphatase activity
Source: RefSeq, a predicted model, not a curated record
GCGAGAGGAAGACGAGGAGGAGGUCGUCAAUGGCGGAGACGGUGGUCGUCUUCGACUUCGAUAAGACGCUCAUCAACUGCGACAGUGAUGACUGGGUGAUCAGAGAGUUCGGCUUAGCGGAGCUCUUCAAGCAGCUCAUGUUCACCAUGCCCUGGAACUCUCUUAUAGAUAGGAUGAUGAAUGAGCUCCAUUCUCAAGGGAAGACCGUGGAAGCCAUUGCCGAUUGCCUCAAGAGAGCUCCUUUGGAUCCUCAUGUUGUCAAUGCCAUCAAAUUCGCGUUUGAUCUUGGGUGUGAUAUGAGGGUUAUCAGUGAUGCCAACAUCUUCUUCAUUGAGACCAUUCUCAAGCACCAUGGGAUUAUUGGGUGCUUCUCUGAGAUCAAUUCAAAUCCUUUCCUUGUUGAUGAAAAUGGGAGGCUUAGGAUCUUGCCUUACCAUGAUUUUACUACCUCUCCUCAUGGUUGCAGUCUCUGUCCUCCAAAUAUGUGCAAGGGAAAAGUCAUUGAGCGGAUUCGAGCAUCAGUAUCUGGGAAGAGGAAGCAGUUCAUCUAUAUAGGUGAUGGUAUGGGAGACUACUGCCCUUCCCUCAAACUUACUGAAGGAGACCAUGUGAUGCCGAGGAAAAACUACCCUCUAUGGAAGCGCAUCAAUGACAAUGCUCAGCUCAUUAAGGCUGCAAUCCACGAAUGGAGCAAUGGCGAAGAGCUUGAGAAAACUCUCCUUCAUCUAGUUCAUGGUUCAAUGCCUGCUAAAUAGCUCAACAAUUCAGGGCCUCCAAUGAAUCACAGGUCCUUCCUGUUUCUCAUUAACCAUUGUUACAUUAUUGUGAUUUAGAUGCUUUAGUAUUAAGUAUCAUACUGAAUGAAUGUUUCUCAAUGCCUGUAUGCUGUGAAAGAUGAUGUCUAUUUAAUUUGCAAUGCAAAUAAAAUCUAGUUAUUUGGUGUUUA